Messenger RNA from Oppia nitens, 1776 nucleotides. RefSeq lists its product as uncharacterized. Bases 241 to 1701 code for a protein of 486 amino acids. Lineage: Eukaryota; Metazoa; Arthropoda; Arachnida; Sarcoptiformes; Oppiidae. The record is from RefSeq and is a predicted model, not a curated record. The transcript has 5 exons.
AAUGUAUGGAAUUGAUUGAGUGAAUGACAUGAAUGCAAUAAUGGCUUAAUUGUUAAUUGAAAUCUAAUUGAUGUAAACGUAUUAAUUGAUUUGAAUUUGAUUACAAUUGAAGCAAACAAUCGGUGUUUUGAUGUAAUGUUUGUUUGACUCAAUUGUUUAGCAAAUGUUGUAAACAUUGAGUUAUGUUUUGAUUUUAAUGAUUAUCAUUGAAAUGGUGUAUCACUUGUGAUCACAUCCCAAAUGGAUAUGUCUUUGCCUCGAAACCAAUCACUUCUGGAGAAGUGGUUGGAAGACAUGCCUAACAGUAAUAAUUCAGUGAAUGUCAAGAAAGAGAGGAAAGAUGUGUUUCGCGACAUAUUUGCCACCAAUUCGUCGUCGAUGUCAUCAAACAUAUUGAACGGCUUCUCGAGUGGAUUCUUCGGUGGAUCUAAUUUAUCGAUGAAUGGGUUGACACAAACCAAUGAUAACUCAAUGACCGCAACCAAUAAAAAUGUGACGACAAAUACAACUGAUUCAAAGACAAAUGAUGAUCAAAAUGAAGACAAGUUAUCGGAGAAUGCUGUGGAUGUGACCAGUAUUAAAGGCAUAUUCGGGUGGCAAUCAGUCAAUGACAUACCAUUACCAGUGAUUCUCCGUGAAGAUGAAAAACUGGUUGCCGUCAGAAUUGUUGAAUCAAAGGUGAUAGCUAAGUUCAGUGCAUAUCUGCCGUGGAAUGUGUUUUCAUGUAUUAACAUAAAGAGUUAUUAUGUGACCGACAAUGAGUCUCGACUUCUUAACGAUAUAAACUCGAAUCACUGCGAACUACAGUACGGUUGCGAACCGUUUACUACAAAAGAUGUGGUCGUCUGUAUAGAAGAUGUCAACACAUUAUAUAAAUUUUUAAGUACCAGUAAAGAGAUAUUUCAUUUCGGACUUUCCAAGAGUGGUAUUGAUUGGUUGGGUUUCAUCAAUAUUUCCGGUUCCCAUAUAAUCCCAUAUAUUGCCAAAAGAAACGAAAAUUCAAAAGAAGUGGCUAAAUAUGUGCCCAAAUCAUUAGUUCAACAGAUAGUACUGUUAGUUAAAGUGGAUAAGAUUGAGAUGACUGAAUGGGACGCCAGUUAUUUACGAAUGCUAUGCACUUAUGCAUCACUUGAUCACAUCCAGAUCCAGUCCAAUGACUCACUGUGUCUUCUCUCAGACCUUAAAUGGGAUGCAUCUCUAUGUCCUCUACACAUUGAAGAGUGCAGUCCUCCUAACUCUAAGCCUACAAGCAGUCCAACUGUGUAUUCAAGUUCUUCAGCAUUGUCCCGACCAUCUACUCAGACAUUAAAUGACUCCAACAAUUGGUUGAUGACAUCCCAGACAACCAAUUCAUCAAAUGCUUUGCGUGGAUUACAUCAGAUUACAAGAGCCGAAAUAAAUGGUUUUUCUCUUAAAGCAAUUAACUUAAAGCCAUACUCAGCACAACAAGCAGUGUUUGUUAGUGAUGUGGUGACCAAAAUGUUUAGAGGCGUCUCUAUAUUAACAGCUCAUUACAUACUUGAAAAGAUACUUCAAGUCAAGCUAUAUGAGUGCACUCGACUACAUGAGGACGCAUUUGUGAGAAGUGGUGUCCGACCUCUUCAGGGCGACAAAUUGGUUGCCGUUGAUGUCCUGAGAAGAUGUUUACCACAAUUACGUGAAAUUAUUAUCGCAGGAAUGCCAGCCAUUCCUCAUACAUAACAUUAGUUUAAUUUUUACUUUUCAUACCACUUGUAAAUAUAUUUUAACUAAUUUAUUAUUUUAAAGUAUUUUUCA